GACGCCAGUGCCGCGCCAACCGUCACCGACGCACUACGUGUCGUCCGUUACAAGUUUUACGUGAAAACUUAUCGAGUGUUUUUUUAAUAUCGAAAAACAAAUCGAGUUGCAUUAUAAUCGAAACGAAGUGCUGUGAAACAAGUGUGGAGUCGGAUUCGAGUUAAUGCUUCAAUUAGUUUAGGUAAAAGUGAGUGUGGACGUUUCAAUCAGAAGUAGAUUAGGCUGUACGUACUGCUAGCUGUUUGUGAGCUUGAGGCGUUACGGAUGUUGAAGCUGGUAUCCCCCGAGGUCCGAAUGGCGCUGCCGCUGCCCCGCGCGCCGGACCCUGUGCUGGCCGCCUACUGGGCUGAAUACGAGGACCUUUGCCGGCUCAGCCAACAACUUACGGACGAUGAUGACAAUCUCUAUGAAGAAGGCGAGCUCGAAACAGAAUGGCUGCAAGCCGCCGGCCUCGGUUCCCUGGCCGCGCCGUUUCAGGCCGGCCUCGAGGUCACCGAGGCCCAGCUGGGUGAGGCCGUGAGGCCGCUGCCCAGAGAACAAGCUGCUGCGGUUAGGAGACGAGUCCGAAGGCUAAACAGGACCGUGCGGCGGCGGCGCGCGGCCUCGAGGGCCAGGAAACCUGACAUUAGGGACGUUUUCAGGGAUUUGGAGAACUCGAGCGGCAGCGAGCCGAGGUCUCGAAGUGCGACACCCGACUCUUUGGACUCCUUGCCCAGUGGGGGCUCCGGCAGCCCCCCAGUAGAAUGGGCAGACCACACACCUCCAGAUUUUGUCGACAGUUUCCCUCCGACCGGCGCCCACUCUCCCCUCGCUCGUACACCGUCCGCACCAGCGGCGCCGAGACGGGCGCGUCUCUCUCCACCUGCCUUGGAGCCUCCGCUACCCAUGCACGAGCUGUUCAAGCCGAAUGAUCUACAUUGGGCUGAUAUAGCUACGAAUACUGAGGGCAUUGAACUUCUAGGCUACCAAAGAUACGGGACUGUCCAGGGUCCAAGAAUAGGCAAGGAGCGAAUCAACGGAUCGAUACUGAAGGACAACGACCCUUUCGUCAAGCACACUGUCGUGUCGCGGGCAAAAAGCGCGGCGUCCGUGCAACAACCACUCAGCUUCGAACACAAGUUUAACCUGGACCGGCAGAUGAUGGACCAUGAGGAGGAAUGGCCUGAAGACGGUAGCGUUGUGGACGUAGAAAGCAUCGGCGAGCCUCAGCUGAAGCGUCUGCCGCAACUCCUGCUUCUGGAGCUGACUGCACUCUUCGACAAAUACUCGCUGCCCUUCCAGAAGAGGAAAUCGCCUAAGAAGAAGAGGAAAGAAGAGGGCUCAGUAUUCGGAGUCUCCCUCGAAACUUUACUCCGCAAAGACAUGCUUCUAUGGGAGGAAACCUGGAGUUCUGUACCCGGAGUCCUGCGGGCGUUGGCCGGCACGCUGGCCCAGCGCGCCACGGACGAGGGGCUGCUGCGGGUCGCUGGGAAUAAGCACAAGAUCGAAGCGCUCUGUCAACUGAUAGAGCGUUCCUGGUACACGGAAAACCGCGGCGCAGUAGAAGCAGCUUUAGCCGGGGCAAGCAGCCACGACCUGGCAGCAGUCUUCAAGCGGCUGCUGCGGGCGUUGCCGCAGCCUCCGCUCACGCAAGAGCUGAUGAGACUCUUCUACCACACGUAUGCCCUAACGGGCCCGACGCAAGGCCGCGCCCUCAACCUGCUGGUGCUGCUGCUGCCGCCCGAGCCGCGCGCCACGCUGCGCUGCAUCCUCUCGCUCGCGCAAGACAUCGUGGCGCACGCGCACACCAACAAGAUGAGCGCGCACAACGUCGCCAUGAUCAUUGCGCCGGCGCUGUUCCCGCCCAGCCUCCUGAUAAAGCAGUCGGACAGCCUGGAGACGCAGCUAGCCACGGCGGCGAACAGCUGCCACGUGACGGAAGCCCUCAUGCGCUGGUGCGAGCAACUCUGGCUCAUCCCCGCUUCCAUCCUGGCGGCUUCUCAGCGAAAACCUUCGCCGCACCGUAGAAACCAUAUGUGACUCUAUCCUUUAAGGAUUAAGGUGCUAAAUCGUUUGCGGUAGUGAUGUCACAAAUAUGCACUUUAGUAAUCAUAGUUUCGACUAUGCUGGAAAACUAGAGGUGCUAAUUCGAUUGCGUAAGAUGUCAAAAUGGCGCGCGAAAACAAGAUGGCGGGUCAAAUUUGACGCUGUGCGUCAAAAAUACCGUGCAUGUUUGUUUUGUAAGUUUGCAUGCUUUUUAAAGUAUUUUGGACAAGAUUAUAAAUAACGCUUGGUUAUAUUUGAAGUGUUAAGCGUGAAAUAUGUUUGGUUUUUUACUCCACUAUUUCUAUAAGUUUUUAAUUUUGACAUACAAAACGCAAUAAAUUAAGUAGGGGUCAUUCGCACUUGUCAUUGAUUGCAUAUUGAACAAUUUUAUUAUAAUGAGUGAUAUGAUAUUUAAUGUUAACGCUUAUAUACUCCGUGUUAAUAAUGUUAACGCAUUUAGUGUGGUAUAUAAUUGUGAAUGGGAUGCCAAAUAUUCAUCUUGUUUUAGUGAAAUAACCAGUUUUAGUUAAUGCUAAAAUCAUCAUCUUAUAAAAAAAAGUUCGCAUUAAUAUAUAUCAUAUAUCAUGGUUAGUUUUUAAAUUGUUUACCACGUGAGUGGACGUGAAACCAAGAAAAAAAAAUAUGAAAGUUUUUUUUAUUAGGUACAGUAGGGCUUCGCUAAUCCGGACGGACAAAAAAAACGGCUGUUGACGAUAUUUUUAUUACUACACCUUAUAAAACUAAGUCCCCCGGCGCGUCUGUCUGUGUGUAUGUAUUUUCGCGAUAAACUCAAAAACUACUGAACGGAUUUUCAUGCGGUUUUCACCUAUCGAUAGAGUGAUGCUUGAGGAAGGUGUGUGUGGUUGUAGGUUAAGUGUAUAAUUUGUUAACCCCUCGCAAAGCCGGGGCGGGUUACUAGUAAAAAAAACUGUUCUGCUUCACGUUUUCGCACUUCAUUUCGAAGACAAUCUUAAUCAUGGAAUAAAUGUCAAAAUAUCGUAGCUAUCAAAGUCGUUUCACUUAGCGAGAUACCGUCCGGAUUACAGCGAUCAUUGGAUUAUCCGGAUUAGCGAUGCUCUACUGUAUUACAAAUGUUCUUGGAUAUGUAUAAAGUGUGUGGUGCCAUUUUUCGGCUCGUAUCGAAUUCCUAGUUACCGUUUUGGAUAAUUGAAAUUUACUAUUGGUUCUAUCACCGCGGUGCCUUGUAUUAAGUUUCCUUAGUGAUAGUGAGAAUACAGAAUACAUAAGUGACGCACUUAAUUCAACCGAUUUUUAUUUUUUUCCAAUUUUUUUUUCGCCAGAUUUCGGUAUUGAUGGAUAGAGAUAUAGUUCCCUAUUCUGUACAAUAUUAGCGUAAUUUUACCGUAUGGCUUAAGAAACUUCCUCUGUUAGAAAAACGUAUAGUAUUAUCGUAAUUCAACCGUCUAACGGAAAGUUACAUAAAUUUUUUCGGGACGAGUUUACAUAUCAUAUUUAUUCCGUCCAAAAUGAGCACCUCAAGUCAGCCAAAUUUUAUACAAAUGCAAAGGAAAAAAAACGCGCAUUUAAAAUUUACGUGCAGCUAACCAACUAACCUUACCUAUUUUUAUUUUGUUAAUAGGAAUAUAUUUUGAGGUCUAUGCUUCUACGCGCUUUUUUGAGCUUCUUCCUGGCUGUAUCUUAGUUUAACGUUAAUAAUCCCAUAUUUAUUACUUGCUUUUCAGUACACUAUUUAUAAAUUAAAUAGAUAAUUAUGUAACCAUAAAAUAAAAGCCAGGAUUUGAACCAGCGACCUCCGUAUUGAAAAGUCGGACGUCAUAGUCAUAUCCACUCGGCCACUACCGCUUCGUCGGUCCAUCAUAUUUUUUUUUAAGGUUUGUGUUAAAUACGUCACUCGUGUAUAACUACUAUUAUGAUAUUUAUGAUAAUACCUAUUAUUAAGUUGUAAAUACUAUGAUAGUUAUUGUAAAAUAUAUUACCAAUACUUUGACUAGGCAAGCAAAGACUGACUUGGUGUAUUAUUAUUAAGAUAAUGUGUAUUGAUAUUAAGUUGUAUUUACUUCCAUUAUUAAAUAAAAUGCAUAUUAUUUACAAAA
Cydia strobilella is the source of this 4100-nucleotide messenger RNA. RefSeq names its product rho GTPase-activating protein conundrum (gene conu). Gene Ontology annotation, molecular function: GTPase activator activity. Bases 265 to 2019 code for a protein of 584 amino acids. Gene Ontology annotation, biological process: regulation of actin filament polymerization; signal transduction; regulation of small GTPase mediated signal transduction. Lineage: Eukaryota; Metazoa; Arthropoda; Insecta; Lepidoptera; Tortricidae. The record is from RefSeq and is a predicted model, not a curated record. Gene Ontology annotation, cellular component: cytoplasm. The transcript has 12 exons.